This is a messenger RNA of Hemicordylus capensis (graceful crag lizard), 8623 nucleotides long. RefSeq names its product cyclin dependent kinase like 1 (gene CDKL1). Bases 574 to 1632 code for a protein of 352 amino acids. Gene Ontology annotation, cellular component: nucleus. Gene Ontology annotation, molecular function: cyclin-dependent protein serine/threonine kinase activity; ATP binding. NCBI's taxonomy places the organism in Eukaryota, Metazoa, Chordata, Lepidosauria, Squamata, Cordylidae. The transcript is spliced from 10 exons. The record is from RefSeq and is a predicted model, not a curated record. Gene Ontology annotation, biological process: protein phosphorylation.
CAGCGCCCAGCGGCGGCGGCUCCUCCCUGCCUCUCCUCCCUCGGUUGUUCCUGCCCGGGGGUGGCGCAUUGGAGACUGGAGGCUCUCCGGGGCAGAGGCCUCCUGGCGUCGUCUGCUGUCGCGCUCUGCAUGCAGUGCAAAUAUAGCGCCCUGCCCGUGGGUGGAUGGAUGGAUGGCGGCGGUGCCCGUCAGCUGAGGCGCUGGCGACGCUGCUGCUGCUGCCGCCCUUCUAGGGGCCGGGCGGGCUCCUGUCACUCCGCCCCCCCCCCUCGCGGGCAGCCUCUCCUCCACGCCCCCCCCCGCCCCGAUUGGCCGCUGGGCGCCUGGAGCCGCUCCGCUCAGCAGCGCCGCCGACGCCGCCUCGGCCAGAAGACCCGCUGCGCCCGCUGGAGACGGCGCCGCGCCGGGCCGGGCCAAGCUCCGCAGCGAGGCGGCGAGGCGAGGCGCCCCGGGUUUACGCUGGUGCUGAUUUCUUGCGGAGAAGGACCCAAACCUGCCAAGGAUAUCUGACAAUAGUUAGCCUUUCCUUUGGCUCCGGACUCUACUGCGAGAAGUCCUUCUGCAGCGCCUGCCAUGGAGAAAUACGAAAAGAUCAGCAAGAUUGGGGAAGGCUCCUAUGGGGUUGUUUUCAAGUGCAGGAACAAGGACACUGGGCAGAUUGUUGCCAUCAAGAAGUUCUUGGAAUCGGAGGAUGAUCCUGUUAUCAAAAAAAUUGCACUUCGAGAGAUCCGGAUGCUAAAGCAACUGAAGCAUCCCAACCUGGUCAACCUCUUGGAGGUCUUCCGGAGGAAACGGAAGCUUCAUCUUGUCUUUGAGUACUGCGACCACACCGUGCUGCAUGAACUGGACAAGAACCCGCGCGGGGUCCCAGAGCAUCUGGUGAAGAGCAUUAUCUGGCAGACCCUUCAAGCUGUGAAUUUUUGCCAUAAGCACAAUUGCAUACACCGAGAUGUGAAGCCAGAGAACAUCCUGAUAACGAAGCAUUUUGUCAUUAAACUAUGUGAUUUUGGAUUUGCUCGUAUCCUAACUGGGCCCAGUGACUACUACACCGAUUAUGUGGCUACUAGAUGGUACCGUUCUCCUGAGCUCCUUGUGGGGGACACCCAGUAUGGGCCCCCCGUCGAUGUCUGGGCCAUCGGCUGCGUCUUUGCAGAGCUGCUGUCUGGCAUCCCUCUGUGGCCUGGGAAAUCUGACGUUGACCAACUUUAUCUGAUCCGGAGGACGUUGGGUGAUCUCAUUCCCAGGCACCAGCAAGUCUUCAGCACCAACCAAUUCUUCAGCGGGGUGAGAAUCCCAGACCCAGAAAGCAUGGAGCCUUUAGAAAUAAAAUUCCCAACCAUAUCCUGCUCUGCCCUAGGACUCAUGAAGGGCUGCCUCCACAUGGAUCCUGCUGAGCGACUGACCUGUGCGCAACUCCUGCAGCACUCUUACUUCGACAGCAUCCGAGAAGUGGAGCUGGGGAGGGAGCGAGAAAAAUCCAUCACCCGGAAGCCAACCCGGCCAACCCAGAAGCACAUCCCUGGGUUACAGUACCUGCCCCAGUUAACCAACAGUAACAUUUUACCUGCUUUGGAUACCAAGAAGUACUACUGCAGCACAAGAAAGCUGAAUUACCGUUUCCCCAACAUCUAACAGGGAAAUGUUUCAGCUAAGCCAGAUUUGCUGUUGUCUGCAUCUUUCCAGCCUUGAAGUGGGCUUGAAAAGAGAAACUGAACACUGUGAUGCUGUACACUGAAGUGAGCCACUGAAGAAAUGCAUGGAGUUGCUACUUAAAAACUGCAAACCUUUGAAAGAAAAUCUCUGCAGAGAAAGAAUCAUCCAGUGGCUUGGAGUUGCUUAUAGGUCAACAGGAAAUGCAUCUAUUUGAGAUUUUGGGACUGAAAAAUGGUUAUGACUGUAUAUGUGGUUGUGUUUAGGGUGGUUAAGAGAUUGUGCUUUUUACAAUGUGGGACAGCAACCAUUUGUGACUACUAUGGGAGUAGUCUGUAUGUGUGGGGAUGCAACUAUGCCAAAUCUUAUUCACAAAAGCCCAUUGUGUCAAAGCAGAGAACCUUUGUUCUUGUUUUAUAUAUUUAGUUCAACUUGCUGAUCCUACAAAUGUCUGCAUGCGCUGGGAGUGUGGAAAAACUGUGAUGGCUCCCAACCUUGAUAUGCCAAACGCCAUUGUGUCUGGGAAUGAUGGGCAUUGUGGCCCAAGCACAUCUGGGACCCAAAGUUGGGAACCCCUGGCUAAGAGAAUGCAAGGCAGGAAGUCCAAAGUUUUCACCAUGGCCACACAUUCACUAGGUGUCCUUAGACAAGCUACCGGAUUAUUAUUUAAAUUAGAACUUCUUCUUAAAAAAACAAAAAUCUAAAGAAAAAGUCUAUCUUAAAAAUAAUGUGGUUUUAAAUGAAAACUGAAUUUAAUAGGAACAUAAGAACAGCCCUGCUGGAUCAGGCCCAAGGAAGCCCAUGUACUCCAGCAUCCUGUUUCACACAGUGGCCCACCAGAUGCCCCUGGAGAGCCCACAGGCAAGAGGUAAGGGCAUGCCCUCCCUCCUGCUGUUACUCCCCUGCAACUGGUAGAGGCAUCCUGCCUUUCAGGCUGGAGGUGGCCUAUAGCCCUCCAACUAGUAGCCGUUGACAGACCUCUCCUCCAUGAAGUUAUCCAAACCCCUCUUAAAGCCAUCCAGGUGGUUGGCUGUCACCACAUCUUGUGGCAGAGAAUUCCACACGUUGAUUAUGCGUUGUGUGAAAAAGUGCUUCUGUUUGUUGGUCCUAGAUUUCCUGGCAAUCAAUUUUAUGGGAUGACCCCUGGUGCUAGUGUUAUGGGAGAGGGAGAAGAAUUUCUCCCUAUCCACUUUCUCCACACCAUUUAUAGACCUCUAUCAUGUCUCCCUACAGUCAUCUUUGUUCUAAACUAAAUAGCCCCAGGUGUUUAAUCAAUUUAAAAUUACAUCUCCUCUUCUUAAAAAAACAAAUCUAAAGAGAAAGUCUCUCUUUAAAAUAAUGUGGUUUUAAUUGAAAACUGAAUUUAAUAGAAACAUGUUGGUUAUGAUUCAGCAGAGUUUUGUGUCACCAUGAAGAUUAACAAAUUCAUUGAGGCAUAAGCUGUUGUGGACUGGAGAAAAUGUUGUAAACAGUAGGAACGCUUCAUGCAUAAAAAGGAGCAGGCCACAGGCCACAAAAGCUGAUCCUUCACUAAGCAUGUGAGUCUUCUGCAGGAAGAAGAACCAAGCGACUUGUGGCACUCUGAAAACUAACAGGCCUACCCCAAAUUGUUACUCAUUGUUCAGAUUUAAGAGAUUGACUUUCAAACAUAUUAAGUUACAGGCUGUUCUUUUGAGUAAACAAGGAACCAUAUGGUGGGGGGGGGGGUUUACUUCUGAGGUUUAACAUUAUAAAACUAAGUCCUGUUUUGUUUCUUGUGGACUUCAUUCCGGAUUGAGGGUCUAGCAAGUCAUGACAGGUGCUGCUAGGAUCCACGGGAUGCCAUUCUGUGUCUCACCAGGAUCAUUUACAGAGCCUGUACAGUUGAUCUUGUAUUCCUGUUUUAUGCCCUUCAAUUACCCGAGCUCUGGAACGCAUUCAGUCUCAAAUUAUGAAUAUUUAUGACUCCUACUAACCGGAUAGCAUGGCUAUUUAUUUUCCAUCUCAUGGAGGAGCCGUUUUGUCAGGUAACUUACCUGCCCUUGCUGCUUGCAGCCUCAUUCCAUGCCUGUUUACUCAGAAGUAAGCCCCCUUCCACAGAAGCACACACACAGUUACAGCCUCAACAUAUAUGACCAUGCUUAGUAUCUUUGUAUGCAUAUGGAGACAGUCACAUGGAAAUCUAUUUCUGAGCAGAUUACAAUUCUGCAGUCCAUGUGGUUUACAUAACCAAAGAUUUCUUACACCUCUUAUGUUGAAUGUAAGUUCUGUUGGUUGCAGUUGCAAACCAAUGGGUUCCAACUGUUACAGCAAGCAGGAAGUAGGCAUGCUUCUUCAAGACAUCUCUGAAUUCUAAAAUGGGAAACUUGAUUUCCAAUGCUCUCUUCUUUCUUAAUGAUCUAGAAUUUGAUAUAAAUUCAUGGAAGCCACCCAAAUGGGUAAGCUGCCCCCCCAUGUGCUUUGGGUGCAGUCCCAUCAGCAAUAUGGGGCUACUGACACAGGCGUACCUUUCAGGCCUGUCCAGGUAAUGUCUUCGAAGUGCUUUGAACAACUUUAGUGUGUGCAUAUAAACUCUAGAGAAGCAAUAUUUGGAAUUCCAUGUCCUUUCAACAAGAUGAUUUGCAUUUGUGUUGUGCUUGGACGAUCAGCCCUCUUCAAAAUUACUUGAGAUAAUUCAUACAAGUUGUAGCCAAGUUUUGCCAAGUUGAUGGGAAAGGAUUGCCAGUUUUUGCUUGGUGUAAACUGCUGUCUGUAAUACUUGUGUAUAGAUUAGUGCAAGGGUUCCUUUGGGUCUCUAGAUGUUGUUGGACUUCACCUCCCAUAACGGGAACUGAAGUCCAACAUUUUGAGAUCGUUGAGAGCCCUUGAAUUAUGUAGCUCAUCCUUUUAACUGAUCCUGCUGUCUAAAUGUUAGCUUAUAUUUGGUCAUAAAGAUCAUGAACUUAAGGCAAGAGUUUAACCUUUUUGCACCAACAGACCUCCAGAUCCUCAAGUAUUAUUCAUGGACCUUCAUUCCCUUGUCUGUCUAUCUAAUCGCUCCAGUAGAAAUUAGAGGGAAGAAACCAAGUACUCAGGAUAGUUAUUUUCAAGAACUUUAUUCUGGCACACCAAGAAGCAAAUUAAACCUAGUAUAGCAAAGAUUUCCCAUGGACCCCAGGUUAAGAACCUGUGUUUUAAGGGAUCUGCUUAAAUUCUCUGCUGGCAGGAUUGCUGGGGCCUGUUCAGACAAUUCUCUUCAUAGACUGAAUGAAUACAGUGCGUGUGGCAGGGGAGAGAAGAAGAUGGUGCUUGCCAGCACCGCCUACUGUACAUCCAUUACACUGCUUUGAAGGACCAGCAAGUGGCCUGCCAGUGGAGGUCAGUAGGCGUGAUCCCGCUCCCCUCCCCCUGCUCAACAGCAUGAGGGGAUUAUCUGAAACUGCUGAGAAGCAGUCAUGCAUUCAUACUAUCCAUUAGGGUGCAAUUCAAAAUAUAACUGGUGUAGCCAGUUAGAUAAUAAUGUUCACAUAUGACAACACUGUGUAUGGGUAACGCCCAACUUGCAUUUUUGUAAUGGACUAAAUACUUCAUGUCACUUGCAUCCUGAGCACUGUCCCAGUUGUAACUCCUUACAAAUACUGUUCUUGUAGAAUUAAAAUAGAGAACACAAUUUUCUGGUGUGUGUCCCCCCCACUCCAGCUGCUGUAAUCUGAAUUAGAAAAUUUUCCAAAUGUGAUCAUAUUUGAUUUUAAAUGUGAUAUGCUUCAUGUGAAUGUGAAAACUAGCAGGAGAAAAGGCGGGCAGGCAUUCUUUCGAAUUUGCCACUCUGUACUCAAGUGUGCAAGUGUGAGAUCCAUUUGAAGAAACUGGAACCCCCUUGCCCCCCCAGCACGCGAACUCCUAUGUAAUGUCACCUCCAUCUUCCAUGAAUCCAUGAAUCCUUUGGCCCUUAAGCUUAAUAUGUGCGCCUGCAUUUGUUCCCAUUUAUCCUGCUAACCGAUACCUCCCUCGUGUUAGAUUGUUACACUCCUCUGGGCAGGAAUGUGUGUCUGUCUUGCUAAAAAGUGAUCCAGCAGGCCUGAAAUGUCCUCUGAUAGGAUGCAGAAAGCCAACCUUCAUUAAUGUUUUAAGAUGGUAUAAGAAGUCUCCUUUGGAAGCUAGUUCAUGAUAUUUCUCUCAGACAAAAUCUAAUUAUGCCUUCUCCUGCUAGAAUGUUUUGUAACACAGUCAAGGUCUCCAGCCACAAGAGAGCUCUUUCAGAAAGUGGCUUCACUUCCUAAGGAAUUCCUGCCUCUCACUGAGAGCACCAUUAUCUCAUAUGGGAUGGCCCUUAACUUGAGGGCAUGCACAGAUCUGUAGCACCUCCGGUUAAAUGGCUCUGAAGUAGAAGCGCCCGGAAAGGCCUCUAGCCUGAGACGCCACAGAACUGCUGCCGUCACCAUGCAUAUUCAGGGCAGUAUCUAGACUGAAAGCCAUGAAACAAGUUAGUCAUGACUAACUUAAGCCCCUUUAAUUUCAAUGGGUCAUGACGACCAACCAUAAAGCAGUUCUUCAUAUUCAUACACAUAAAUACAAUAAAGCCAAAUAACGUGGUGAUGCCUUUAUGCCAAGUCUAAUUCCAGCUCCAGGGAGGGCAUUGAUUUCUUAAGGAUCUGUGCAGUGGAUUCCUUCUCUUGAAUCCCAGGUAGGUCGCUCAGGAACAAAUAUUCCAGAUUACUGCAGAAGAAAAGAAGACUAAACUGAGCAAAACAGUUGCAGACUUAUUUAAGGCAAAAGGCGGUCCGUUUAAAAAGGCACAUGUAAAUAUAUAGGAGGAUAGCCCAGUGGCUUUCCCUACUGGAAAAAUCUAUGAGAAACAUACUUUUCAUAACAGGUGCAUUAAGCCUGGGUGUACAUUGUCACACAUGGUUUCAAACUUGCAUAUUUAAAGGCUCACACAUUUAACCAAAUUCACAGCCAGGCUACAACCUCAAUCAUUUUAAAAUGUGUCUCCCCUUCUGUAGCAAUGCCCUGUGUUACCUUCCCUUUAUUCGCUGAGGCUGGUAAACCAUAGAAAUGAGGUUGCCUUUACUCACAGUAGACGAGGUUACUCUACGAGGAGAAUGAGAGCACCCACGCUGGCCUCUCAUGCUGGCCACGAGGGGCAUUUCUCUGUCACAACAUGAUUUUAGGCCAGUUCCAUUCUUUAUACCAGGGGUGCACAACUCAAGUGUCCCAGUGGGACAGAAACAACAAUGACGAUGUAUGGGGGUGGGGGGCACUGAUUAUUGCAGUAACACUAAUUAGAAAGAUAAAUAUUAAAGCAAUUACUAGUUAGUUGUGUCCUUCCCUUCCCCCAUGGGCCCACAAUUUUAACCAGGGAUAGAAAAUAAGCUCUGUCCUUGCUCAUUUAGUGAGCACCUGACUGUUCCAGCCCCACACAAAUGCCAAAUUUUGGGGCUCCUGCUGUUGCUGGCCACCUGGGCCAUCAAAAAUGUCCCCGUGGGCCUCAUGUUGUGCAGGGCUGCUUUAUACGGAUGUUCCUUGACAACACACAGUCUUCUCUGGAGGCCCUGACCCAACUGAAGUUGCCAGCUGCCUGUGUUCCCUCUAACAGAGAUUCCCAGAUAUUGUUGACUACAACUCCCACAAUCCCCAGGCAAAAGCCAUUGCAGCUGGCAAUUCUGGGAGCUGUCAACAUCUGGGAAUCUCGGUUAGAGCAAACACUGCCAGCUGCAUGUACAGAUCUGUAUUUUUGUGUGGCCUGACUGUGGGAAACGCCAUGUAUAAGCAAAUGCAUUUUCUAUGUGAAAAGUAGAGUUUUCCUUAGGAACUCACAUACCUGAGCUUAUGCAAUGCAAUGAUGCCUUUGUCUGUGAUGUUCCCACAAGAAAUUAUCCACAAGCGCAGCAGACUUUGCUGCAGGUUUUGAGUCUCACUGAGCCGUUGCAAGCACUCGUCCUGGAGAUACAUGCACUUGGAAAACUUGAUUUCCUCCACGUGUUGUAGGCCAUCUUAAGCAAGAGCAUAACAUCUGUUUCAGAAGGAACACACUGCAGUCUGGCUGUAUUCAACUGUCAGCCAUAUAUGGUUUCUACAGAAUGCUCUCUACAAGCAGAACAAUAUUUGGGGGGAGGCAAAUGCAUAUGUGGGGCAGGGCCUUCUCUAGAGCAGCCCCCAGGCUUUGGAACCCUCUCUCCUAGGAGGUCCUUGCUUCUUCCUCUCACCCAACAUUCAGGCAGCUACAAUGCACACAACUUGGCUCUUACACCAUGCCUUUGGGACUGGUUGAGUUGGACUCUGUGGAUGUGGUUUUAUACAGCUUUUAUUCUGUUUUUAUUAUACUGACAGUCAGUUGAGGGCUGUGGCAAAAGAUGGCUGAUAUAUUUAAAAACAAAUGAUUUAUUCAUUCAAGCCUCUUUAUGUAACAAGAAGUAAUAAAAAGAGACGCACUGCACUGGCUGUCGAUAAGUUUCCGGGCAAAGUACAAGGUGCUGGUUAUAACCUAUAAAGCCCUAAACAGCUUAGGCCCUGGGUAUUGAAGAGAAUGUCAUCUUCACUAGGAGCCCCAUCGCCCAUUGAGAUAAUCUAGAGAGGUCCGUCUGCAGCUGCCACGGGUUCAUCUGGUGGAUACACAGGGACAGGCCUUCUCUGUUGCUGCCCAAGACUCUGGAACGUGCUCUCUGCUGAACCAAGAGCCUCCCCAGCUCUGAAAGCUUUAAAAAAGUAUUUAAAGAUGCAUUUAUUCACCCAAGCUUUAUUAGAAUUGUGGUUUUUAACUUGGCAAAGAGGCACCUUUUAACAUGGUGAUUCUCUUUAUUUAGCGGGGGAGAGUAACUGGCCCUCUCCACCCCCAGGACAGGACCUCCAAUGACUGUUGCUGGUGUGUGUCUUAAGUUUCUUUUUAGAUUGUGAACCCUUUGGGGACAGAGAUCCAUCUUACUUAUGUAUUAUUUCUUUGUGUAAACCGCCCUGAGCCAUUUUUGGAAGGGCGGUACAGAAAUCGAAAAAAUAAAUAAAUAAUAUAUAAACUGUU